Molecule: messenger RNA, 1890 nt
Organism: Spizellomyces punctatus DAOM BR117
Lineage: Eukaryota; Fungi; Chytridiomycota; Chytridiomycetes; Spizellomycetales; Spizellomycetaceae
Product: trans-hexaprenyltranstransferase
Exons: 3
Coding region: 146-1594 (482 amino acids)
Biological process (GO): isoprenoid biosynthetic process; ubiquinone biosynthetic process
Cellular component (GO): transferase complex
Molecular function (GO): prenyltransferase activity
Source: RefSeq, a predicted model, not a curated record
GCCGGAUCCUCUGUUUCGUCGUCGUCGUCAUUUCGGCCUUGACUCUGCUGAAAGGAAGAGGUUUGGCGGACGGCUCGCGGCUCAAACGAGCACCACCGCCACAGUUUUUGAAAGCUGGAAAGUUGUUUGGUGUGCACAUUGUGCCAUGCUUAGUCUGGCUGUGAGAAAAAGUAGGGUGGGAGGUGCCUCGCUGGAAUGUAGGCGACGAUUGGUCUUUUAUUCGCCUGUCUUCCACCACGUCCGCUUGGCAUCAACGAAUACCGCGACCGCACAGAAUGAAGGCGAGCAAGGGUGGCUUUCGAAGGGAGUAACUGCAAUCAAGAGCCAGAUGGUCCGAGGCAUAGGUGCAAAGAAAGGUUCAUUGAGUGCGACAUCACCCACAUGGACGAACGCAAUAGCCAGCGCCGAGACUCUAGUUCAUCCAAAAGGCGGCUCCGUCAUAAAUCCACGCGAACUUCUUGGCCAGGACUUGAAGUUACUCACAGAUAAUAUACGUCGUCUCCUUGGAUCCGGACAUCCCGUAUUGACUACCAUUAGCAAUUACUACUUCCACGCUGGAGGAAAACAUGUUCGACCGCUGAUCGUUCUACUGAUAGCCCAAGCUACAAGCAUCGCACCAAAGCUGGGAGGGGCAGGCCAAGAAAAUGUCAAUAACCUACCAGUGGACCAACCGACAAUUCCAUCGAGGGAAAUAACAUUUGGGGCACAUGUAGAGAGUAGAAAUACAUACACUGCCCCCGCCGCGGACUUGAGCAUUCUUCCCACACAAAGGCGCCUUGCAGAGAUCACUGAGAUGAUACAUACCGCGUCCCUCCUACAUGACGACGUCAUUGAUCUGGCCAUGACACGAAGAGCACAAUCCUCUGCGAAUGCGGAAUUCGGAAAUAAAAUGGCUAUUUUAGCUGGGGACUUUUUACUAGCACGAGCAUCUGUAGCAUUGGCACGUUUACGAAAUGUCGAGGUGGUGGAGCUCUUGGCAACUGUGAUUUCAAAUUUGGUUGAGGGCGAAUUCAUGCAAUUGCGGAACUCUGCUUUGAAUGAGGAGAAGGGCUGGUUGUAUCACGCAAAAGGCAUGUUGAAGGCGUCCGACAAUGAUACACUUAACGGAAAGUUUCAAUACUAUAUCGAAAAGACUUACUUGAAGACGGCGAGUUUGAUUGCAAAAAGUUGUCAAGCUGCGGCGGUAUUAGGGGGCUGCCGACCGGAGAUCGUCGAUGCAGCAUACAGUUAUGGAAAGAAUCUGGGACUUGCGUUUCAAUUGGUCGAUGACAUGCUCGAUUUUACGGUAUCAGCGGACGAAUUUGGCAAGCCAGUCAAUGCGGAUCUCAAAUUGGGCCUAGCAACAGCACCAGUCUUGUACGCUGCAGAACAGUUUGAAGACCUUCAUCCCUUGAUUGAGCGUAAUUUUGGAAACGAGGGGGACGUUGAAAAGGCAUUAUCUUUGGUGUUGCAAAGCGAUGGCCUUUCCCGAACACGAGCAUUGGCCGAGUCGUACUGUCAACAAGCGAUUGAGGCAAUCUCAGCGCUACCACCUAGCAACGCUCAGACGGCCUUGAUACAACUAACGGAAGCAGUUUUGACACGAAAGAAGUGAAACUGUCAUAUGUAUUUUGGGACAAUUUUUUAGAGGGUUGGGUGCAUUUUAUUAUACUAAUCGAUGUGCAAGUAGCUAGGAAGUAGUCCUUUCGCUUUGGCAGGUUGCUGGAAUGGGAUUGGUGGGUUGGGGACAUUCGAUAUACAAUGGUUGCUUGGCUGCAACUUAACAUGGCCAGGGCACGUUUAUACGCAUUCACAAUGACAAAUAUAUGUUUUAUCGGACGCUUACAAACGGGCUACGGAGUCGCACAUUAUUCCUGUAUCAACCCGAACUGUAUAAUUCCAUGAAAAACA